Molecule: messenger RNA, 1020 nt
Organism: Adineta ricciae
Lineage: Eukaryota; Metazoa; Rotifera; Eurotatoria; Adinetida; Adinetidae
Source: the annotation of a GenBank genome assembly
AUGAAUAUCGAUCUCAAUCAAUCUGACACAUUUGAUUCAAUUAAUCAUAAAGAAUUAUUCGAAGGUGUUCAAAUCAUCUUUGGCUUUUAUUUGAUUCCAAUCGUUUGCAUACCUGGUCUGAUUGGAAACAUCCUGUGUAUUAUUGUAUUCAUAACCAACACAAUAUCAGAUACGAUCAAACUUUCGAACGAUUUGCUCUAUUCACUUGUUUUAAUCAUUCAAGCAAUCAAUCAAGAAUUUGGAAAGAAAAUCUUUCUUCUACUUUAUCGAUACUGUCAUUAUAUUAACACGGUCUCGACAUUAUGCACAGCAUGGCUGACAUUGAUCGUUGCUAUUGAAAGAUAUGUUUUGUGUAAUGUUGAUAGUCGAAGGCGACUCUUUGUGCAACGAAAUUCUCGUUCGAUAUGUUAUACAAUAAUCUUAUGUAGUCUUGCUCUUGCUCUACCUGUUUCCUUUCGUUACGAAAUUAUUCCGGUUUCGACAGCCAAUCAAAAUUUGUCCAGUUCAGCAUCACCUAUAAGUUUAUCAGUGUUCGGCCGAUCCCGUGCUUUUCGACUUUAUUCAAUUUCUAUUGAUGUUAUUCGUGCUAUCGUUCCAUCACUAUUUCUGUUAUAUUUAAAUACACGUAUCGUUUAUUUACUAUAUCGAAUGAAAUCGUCAGCUGGAACAGCGUUUUAUCGUUUAACAAUCAGUUUGAUUAUAAUUAUCGGUUGCUUUAUUUUUUGUUAUUUUCCUGAUGCACUUCUUUCAUUGAUAUUAGAUAUGGGUUACAUUGAUGAAUCUUAUCAAAGGCGAGCAAUCAGAGAAAUAACCGAUUUUUUCGUGACAUUGAACUCGGCAAUAAAUUUUCCGAUUUAUUUCUCAAUAUCAUAUACAUUUCGACGAUCUGUUCUACGUUUAUUCGAACGACGCAUGAAGUCUUAUUAUCCGACAACGUAUGCAGAUAUUAUACAUCGACAACGACAACAGAUUGAAGUGCAACAACAACAGCAAUUGAAUAACAUGGGAGUUAUGUUGUAG